GAAAGGUGAGCAGGAAGGCCUCGCCCCUAUAAAGGCAGCACAGAGCCACUGCCUGUCACAAUUCAACUCACUUCAACAGCCUCUCAACAUGCAGCUCAUCCUCCUCGUCUGUCUGGCCGCCGCAGCCGCCAACGCUGCCCCGCAGUUCGGGCAGUUUUAUCGCCCCGACGGGCGGCACAUUGCCAUCCUGUCUCAGGGCAUGGAAGGCCCCGACGGUGCCAGGUUCAGAUACCACUACCGGACGGAGAAUGGCAUCAACGUGGAAGCCCAAGGCACCCCAGGAUCAAAGGGCCAGAGCAACAUUAACGGCGGUUUCAGCUUCCCCUUCCCCGACGGUACCACGGCCCAGUUCACUUACGUGGCUGACGAAAAUGGCUACCGCCCCCAGUCCCCGCACAUCCCCACACCCCACCCGCUCCCCGCCCACGCCAUCGAACAGAUUCGCUUCGCUGAGAGUCAACGAAACAGAUUCGGCUAAGGCGGGUCCACGCCUUUUUCAUUGUCCCGGCCCGGCCACGGAUGCCCCCUGACAAACACAGGUUCCCGGGUUCCCGCAUGGAUACACGAUGAUCGUCCUGUCACCUCGGUCAUUUGUGUCACUCCUGUAGAGCGUAACAAGACAUGUCGUCACCUUAAUAAAGGCAGAGCAGAUAA
This is a messenger RNA of Eriocheir sinensis (Chinese mitten crab), 654 nucleotides long. Its product is annotated as cuticle protein AM1199-like. Gene Ontology annotation, molecular function: structural constituent of chitin-based larval cuticle. The record is from RefSeq and is a predicted model, not a curated record. Lineage: Eukaryota; Metazoa; Arthropoda; Malacostraca; Decapoda; Varunidae. Gene Ontology annotation, cellular component: chitin-based extracellular matrix. The coding region runs from base 89 to 478 and encodes 129 amino acids. The transcript is spliced from 3 exons.